Molecule: messenger RNA, 1141 nt
Organism: Nicotiana tabacum (common tobacco)
Lineage: Eukaryota; Viridiplantae; Streptophyta; Magnoliopsida; Solanales; Solanaceae
Source: RefSeq, a predicted model, not a curated record
AAUUAUUGUUACUAGUAAUGUCUUUCUAGAAUCUCUUAUUAACAAUAUUACUACUUACGGUUUUCGUAUCAUUUUUCUUUCUUCAUCUUUAUAAUUUUUUUUUUAUUCUACGGUAUUAUUUUAUUGUUUCUAGGAUCAGCUAGCUCAUUUCAUAAAAACAACAUAUUUUAUUUUCUAUUUUUAAUUAGUAUCACUAGUUAUAUUAAGUACUACUACUAUUUUAAUAUAUAUUUUUUUCUUUUUUGUAUCACCACUACUAUUUUAGGAACUAAAUUUGAUUUUCUUUCAAAAAAGAUUCUUUUCUUUAAGGAAUUCAGAUAGUUUAUGACCCGCUCUUCUACAAAAGAGUUGGCGAAUUACGAUUCAGAAAUUGAAAAAACUCUUCGAUUGCACAGAAAAGGACAAACAUCAUCUCCUCAAAGUAUAACUUGUGAAGAAAUGGAGAAUGAAGAGCUUAAUAAUAACCAACUUCCACCACAUCAAGUGGAAGAACGGUUCGAUGAGGUGGCUUCACGACGUGAUAGAAUACUUAGAGAUUAUGCAAGGCCAGAUCAUUUUGAAGGAGAAUCAAGUGUGAGGAGACCAACAAUUGCAGCAAACAACUUUGAAAUCCACACAGUUAAAACUUGUAGGUAUAAUGGAGUCACAACAGACGCUAUCAGGUUAUGGCUUUUUCCUUUUUCAUUAAAAGGUGAUGCAAAAACAUGGUUGCGAAGUCUGGCAAGAGGUUCAAUCACUACAUGGGACCAAAUGACUCAGAAAUUUCUUAAUAAAUAUUUUUUACCGGCAAAAACAUUUAAAAUGAAGCAAGAAAUCAAUAAUUUUAUGAAGACAGAUUCUGAAUCUGUAUACCAAGCAUGGGAAUGAUUAAAAGCAAUGUUAAGAUAAUGCCCACACCAUGGUAUCCAAGAUCCUGACAUCUUAUAUAUAUUUUAUCAUGGUCUUAAACCCUCUGCUAGAAAUGUUAUUGAUGCAACAUCAGGAGGAUCCAUAAUGAGCAAAACCAUUGCAGAAGCUAUGCAAUUGCUUAAUGAAAUUUCAGAAAAUGCUAUUCAAUGGCCCUUUGACAGAAUGAUUGUUAAAAAAGCAGCAGGAGUCAAUCAAGUGGAUGUGACGACCCUGCCGGUUGUCUUAAGAAUUA